GGCAGCUGUAUUACUUUUCACGGACAACUAUUUCUUUUCCAUUCCGUUUCUUUUGCCUUUCUUUUUCCAUGCAAUUUUUCUUCACCAAACUAUGUCCAUUGACAACAACAGCCACCACCCUGUUCCGUCCGACGCCGUCUCCGGAGGCGCCGGAUCGGCAUUGAUCUUUCUUGGGACCGGGUGUUCCAGCAUGGUCCCAAACCUGAUGUGCCUGCUCCAGCCAGCAGAUCCUCCCUGCACCGUCUGUUUCCAGGCAUUGUCGGUCCCACCUGAGCGCAACCCUAAUUACAGGUGCAAUACAUCCCUUCUAAUUGAUUAUUGCCAAAGUGAUGGUAAACACAACUAUAUAUUGAUUGAUGUUGGGAAGACAUUUCGGGAGACAGUACUUAGAUGGUUUACUUUCCAUAAGAUUCCAAGAGUUGAUUCUAUUAUUUUGACUCACGAACAUGCUGAUGCAGUCCUUGGAUUGGAUGAUAUGCGUGCUGUACAGCCAUUUAGUCCUACAAAUGAUAUUGAUCCCACGCCCAUAUAUUUAAGUCGUCACUCUAUGGAUAGUAUAGCAGAGAAGUUCCCUUAUUUGGUUCACAAGAAACAGAAGGAAGGGCAAGAAAUAAGAAGAGUGGCUCAGAUGGACUGGAAUAUAAUUAGCGAUGACUGCAAGCAACCAUUUCAUGCAUCAGGCUUGAAGUUUAUUCCUCUACCAAUUAUGCAUGGGGAGGACUACAUCUGUUUGGGCUUUCUUUUUGGUGAGAAAAACAAGGUGGCUUAUAUAUCUGAUGUUUCACGGAUCCCUGCUAGCACAGAAUAUGUCAUUUCAAAAAGUGGAUCUGGGCAGUUGGAUCUUCUUAUACUGGACGCUCUAUACAAGACUGGAUCUCAUAACGUGCACUUUUGUCUUCCGCAGGCUCUUGAAGCUGUGAAGAAAUUAUGUCCCAAGCAGACCCUAUUUAUUGGAAUGACUCACGAAUUUGAUUACCACAAGGACAAUGAAUACUUGAUGGAGUGGUCCAAAAGGGAGGGAAUUCCAGUUCAGCUUGCACGUGAUGGUUUGAGAGUCCCCAUAGACUUAUAGAUGUCUUGCCCUUUUUGGAAUGGGUGGCCCUCCUAGAUAAGCACAUUGUGGCAUACUAUGACAUUUUUCCCUUUCUGUUUGAUAAUUGCGAGCUUAAUGGCAUGUCGCCAUUAACUUAGCUGUAGGCGUAUCAUUUAUGAAAUUGCCUUCUGUAUCAUUAACACAGGAUGGAAAGCUCUCCUUUUUUCCAUCCACAUUCACAUAGCAAUAAUGAGAAAUACAUUUCCAUUU
Messenger RNA from Prosopis cineraria, 1303 nucleotides. RefSeq names its product putative hydrolase C777.06c. Bases 92 to 1072 code for a protein of 326 amino acids. The transcript has 10 exons. The record is from RefSeq and is a predicted model, not a curated record. NCBI's taxonomy places the organism in Eukaryota, Viridiplantae, Streptophyta, Magnoliopsida, Fabales, Fabaceae.